Closterium sp. Naga37s-1 is the source of this 2058-nucleotide messenger RNA. NCBI's taxonomy places the organism in Eukaryota, Viridiplantae, Streptophyta, Zygnematophyceae, Desmidiales, Closteriaceae. The record is from the annotation of a GenBank genome assembly.
AUGGAGUCACGAUUGGCAGCGUCGUCGGGCGCAGUCUCGUCGAAUCGCGCAUGCGAGAAAGCUGCGCUUGUCUCCUCGACCUCCCAGUCCUCGUCUGCCCCGUCCUCAUCUCCACGUGUCAUUCCGAAAUCUCGCAGUAGCGGGGCGCUCCUCGCCUCAUGCCCCAUCCCGUUUAAGGCAGGAGUUUCUCCCCUCGCUCCUCCUGCCGAAUCAUCCAUGACCGCCUCUUCGUCCCUGUCGGGUAACCAGACGGUUGCGACAGACCCUUUUUCGCGUCUGCCGGACGACGUGGUUAUCGAAAUUCUUUCGCAUCUGGGCGGCGGGGCGCCCGACGUGCUUGCAGCGUCGAUGACUUGUCGCCGAUGGCAGUCGUUCACUCGCUCGAUCCCCGUCUUGCGAUUCGUCCCCCACGACACGAGCCGGGCGGGCGGAAGCGACUGCGCCUCCACGCUCCCCGCUUGUUCCGCCAUCCAACGCGAGGAGCUUGUAUCGCGUAUGGUUCUAAAAUCUACCGGUCUGCAGCAGCUUCAAGUCACCUCCUCCCUCCUCCCACCGCCGACCGCUACUGCCUUCCCCGCACGCUCCGCCUCGUCCCCAUGCGACCAUGGCGGCGAUGGCGCGUGCAGCGGCAGCGCAGAGGCAACCCCGCAGCAGCAGCAGCAGCAACAGGAGCAGCACCAGCAGCACCCGCGCGAAUUCAUUUUCGAAGCAUGGAUGCGCCACGCCGGUCCGCAGCUGCAGUCCCUCGUGCUCUCCCGUUCUCUCAACGCCGCCGCGAACGGCGGCGGGUCUACGACGAUCAACGUGUGGGAGAACGAGGAUCUCAGCUUGCAUCUCGGGCAUAUUUCCCGUCACUGCAAGUCCCUUCGGUCACUCACUCUCGGGUCACUCUCACUCGCGGCGCCUGCGCUCGAGUCGUGUCUCCGCCCCAUGCCCAACUUGCAGGAUUUGUCGCUUUCCUGGAUCCACCUGACGAAUGAGUGCCUUCAGAUGAUUCUCGACGCGACUCCAAAUCUCCGCCGUUUGACGAUAUUUAUGGCGACGGGCUGCCCGCAAAUUUCGCUUCGCCUGCCCGCUUCGUUGGAGCACGUCGACUUUGCUUACCUGCGCGCCGAGUCGUGCGCCUUCAUCACCGCCUCCUCGCUCAGAUCCGUGUCCAUUCGCGACAUGUUCGUGCGCUCAGUUACCAUCCAACAAGCCCCUCGACUGCGCUAUUUCGCCAUCGCCAGCGCCAGCCUCCUGGAGGUCUCUGCACCUGAGUCGUGCGAGAUCACCACCCUCGAUUUGAAAGCCGGUUCCUUCUGCUGGUCCUCGCUACAAUCUCUCCUUCGCGGAUGCGGCACGGCUCUCAACUCGCUCGCUCUCGAUUUCUUCACCGCGGGAUCUGGAGCGCUGUCGUCGGGAGUAUUCUCCCUCUUCUGGCUCGCUGCCAUGUGCCCCGCACUUCGCGCCUUGAAUCUCGGCUCGCUGCCGUGGCAACUCGUCCUCUCCUGGGCGACGACCUCCGGCGCGCUUCAGCCGGCGGGAUCCGCGGUGGGAUCUGCGGCGCGUUGGCCGCAGCUGGAGGAGCUGAAGCUCAAGGUUCAGGAGCAGAGGCCCGAGGCGCUGCUGUUGCUGCAUGCGCUUCUGUCGAAUGUGCCGACACUGAAGUCGCUUCAAGUGGCGACUGCAGUGGAUGAGGAGGAGGAAGAAGAAGAGGAAGAGGAGGAGGAGGAGGAGGAGGAGGAGGAGGAGGAGGAGGAGGAGGAGGAGGAGGAGGAGGAGGAAGAAGACGAGGAAUUCGAGGAAUUCGAGGAGGAAGAUGAGUGUGAUGAUGAGUACGAGGAAGAGGAGGUCGAGGAGGAGUAUGAAGCAGAAUACGAAGAUGACGUGGACGAAGAUGAUUUGAUGGAAGUGGAGGAGGGCGCGGAGAGCUCUGACGAGUAUGACGACAAAGAUGAAAGCAUGCCGAAAUACGCCGUGCGCAACUCCGUCCGCAGCGGCAGCGCGCACCGACUGAGGUGGCGCAAGCUGACAGAGCUUCCCACUUGCGUCAACCAAACACUCUGCGGAUCGUAA